AGAACGACCAUGAGCAUCAUAUUGUACGUAAAUUGUAUCCGAUGUCGUAAUAUCAUGGCCCGAAACCGCUCCGAGGAAAGGCGACAAUGGGACGAUGGAUGAGUGUGAAAUAGGAUAGGAUUCUAAAAUGAAGCUAUCGUGGAUCCCAAUAGUGCCCCUAUAUAAUUCCAAGAUGUAUCUCCUGGAUAGAAUAUAUCGCGACAUACAUGGUCGCCACCAGGAAUCGUGAAUAUGGACAAGCAAGCAUCAAUCCUCAUCCUAGGAGCAGGCACCUUCGGCCUAUCGACAGCCUACCAUCUAGCCAAAGCCGGAUACACCAACGUAACAGUCCUCGAGAAGUCCGCCACCUUCCCACCCAAGCUCUCCGCCGGUAAUGAUCUAAACAAGAUCCUAAGAGCCGAAUAUGAGGACCCCUUCUACGCCGAGCUAGCCCUCGAGGCCUUAACGGCGUGGAAGUCCCCCCUCUUCGCCCCGUACUACCACGAGACAGGCUAUCUCCUCUGCAACUCCGCCGCCGCCCCCGAGAAGUCCAAAAAGUCUCUCCAGAAGUCCCUCGAAUCCAUAAGCCAGCGCCCGGAAUUCAAAAACAAGAUCACGCCCGUAAACUCGCGCGACGACAUCCGCAAAGUAGCACCCGCCUUCGACGGCCCCAUGAACUGGAAAGGCUACUUCAACAGCUACGCCGGGUACGCGCACGCCGCGGACGCCAUGACGGCAGUCUACUCCGCAUGCAUCGCGCUCGGCGUGAAAAUCCACCUCAACGCUCCUGUCGAAAGCCUCACCUUCUCUUCCUCAGGAGACAUCUGCACCGGCGCCUGCACCACCACCGGCGUGUACUACACCGCCUCCACCACAAUCCUCACCCUAGGCGCCUCCCUCGGCUCCAUCCUGCCACAGAUAAAAACGCAAGUCGUCGCUAAGGCAUCGCCCGUCGCCCACAUCCAGCUCACGCCCUCCGAAGCCGCGGCGCUACGCGGCAUCCCCGUAACCUACGCGCGCGACCUCGGCUUCUUCUUCGAGCCAGACGCGCGCACCAAUUUGCUUAAGAUCUGUCCUGCGAUGGCGGGGUACACGAACUACGCGACGCCCUCGGGGCUCUCGUUACCACCCGAUGACAACGCGUUUAUCCCCGCGCGCGACGAGGCCAUGGUGCGGCGGUUAUUGCGGGAGACGUUGCCGGGGCUGGCGGAACGGCCGCUGGUGGGGAGACGGGUGUGCUGGUGUGCGGAUACGGCGGAUAGUGAGUAUGUGAUUGAUUUCGUGCCGGGGAAGAAGGGGGUGUUGGUUGUGACGGGGGAUUCGGCGCAUGCGUUUAAGAUGUUGCCGACGCUUGGG
Annulohypoxylon maeteangense is the source of this 1335-nucleotide messenger RNA. Its product is annotated as FAD dependent oxidoreductase. The transcript has a single exon. The annotation marks the transcript as partial. Lineage: Eukaryota; Fungi; Ascomycota; Sordariomycetes; Xylariales; Hypoxylaceae. Gene Ontology annotation, molecular function: sarcosine oxidase activity; flavin adenine dinucleotide binding; saccharopine oxidase activity. The record is from RefSeq and is a predicted model, not a curated record.